Ziziphus jujuba (common jujube) is the source of this 1896-nucleotide messenger RNA. RefSeq names its product protein FAR-RED ELONGATED HYPOCOTYL 3-like. The record is from RefSeq and is a predicted model, not a curated record. NCBI's taxonomy places the organism in Eukaryota, Viridiplantae, Streptophyta, Magnoliopsida, Rosales, Rhamnaceae. The transcript has 4 exons. The coding region runs from base 1 to 1896 and encodes 631 amino acids. Gene Ontology annotation, biological process: regulation of DNA-templated transcription. Gene Ontology annotation, molecular function: zinc ion binding.
AUGGUGCGGUCCAAAAACAUGGGAAAUUGCUCAGCCAUCGGAUUACAAGGAAUCUCGCGAACGGCUCAGAUUGCUUUUUGUCACACAUGGCAACUGAAUGAUUUACAGUAUGAAGCAAAUAAUCAUCAUGCUGGCGAUGUAGAAAUAUCCCUACUAUCAUGCUCUAAUGACGUUGAUGAUGUUUACAUUCCCCAAGUGUCGGAAAACUUAAAACCAAUGGUUGGACAAGAGUUUCUAUCGAUAGAUGAGGCACUUGAGUUUUACAUUAAGUAUUCAAAAGAGGCGGGAUUUAGUGUUCGUAGCAAUUCCAGUAAGAGACGUAAAGGUACCAAUGAAGUUAUAAGGAAAGAAGUCGUUUGUUAUAAAGAAGGAGAAUCUUCUAAAAGGGGCGGUGAGAAAAAAAGGUGUCGGGGGAUAACAAGAGAUAAUUUUAAGGCAAAAUUAGUCGUGGUUAUGUCCAAAAUGGGGAAAUACGUCAUUAGUUUUUUAGCAACAAACGUGCCAACUCACCAACAAAUAAGUAUUCUUGACUUUGAAGCUGAGAGUAUAGAGAAUAUUGGGUGUAUGAAGAAGGAUAUUUAUAACUACGAAGCUAAGUUGCGUAAUGAAAUGCGGGGACAAGAUGCAGAACUAUUGAAGGAAUAUUUGCUAAUAGAGCAAGAAAGGGAUCCAUCAUUUAUGUUUGAUGAUGAAUAUAAAUUGAAGCGUUGUUUUUGGUCUGAUUUGGUUUGUAGAAGAGCUUAUGGAUGUUUUGGUGAUGUAGUGGUAUUUGAUACAACUUACGACACUAAUUGUAUUUUUUACAAGGAGUUCCAGUACUGCAUUUGGGAAUCAGAAUGUCCGGAAGAGUUUGAAAGAAAAUGGGCUUCUAUCAUCAAAAAGGCGAACCUACAUGAUAUUGAAUGGUUAAAGUCAAUAUUUGAACUACGUUCAAGAUGGGUGCCGGUAUAUGUUAAUCAUGUAUUCUCACCUGGAAUGUCAAGUAGCCAACGUGCAGAAAACUCUCAUGCAUUUGUCAAGAGGUACUUUUCGAAGAAAAAUUUAUUGAUGGAUUUUAUACUUCGAUUUAAUAAGGCACCUGCACAUCAAAGUCACGAAGACUUAGGUGCUGAUCAUGUUGAUAUUAAUAAGAAGCCUGUUUUGAAACUGCCAUUGGAAAUGGAGAAGCAAAUGGCUGAGAUAUACACAUGCAAGAUUUUUUAUAGGUUUCAAGAUGAGUUGUGGCAUAGCUUAGUAACAACGCCACAAAUUGUUAGUGAAAAUGAUACACAUAAAAUGUAUACAAUCCAAAAUUGUCCAAAUGGAGGUGUUCCAAGGUUUCGAGAAAUUACUUAUGAUAAAGUUUUGGACUAUGCAUCGUGUAGCUGUAAAAAGUUUAAGAGUGAAGGGAUUCCAUGUAGACAUAUUUUGGCAAUUUUGUUACUCUUUGGUAAUAUUCCUCUACCGAAUCAAUAUAUAAUGAAAAAGUGGACUAGAGUUGCAAAAUCUCAAAUAAUAUACGACAAGGAGGAUUUAGAGAUAACUGGAAAAGGUGGUUCAAUGUUAACGUGGCGAAGUAAACUACAAAAACUUUUCUUAGAACUCGUUGAUAACAUCAUGUCAAAUGAAGAGGCAGCUGUAAUUGUGAAUGAUGCUCUGCAAAGUUUGGUUGAUAAGUUUAAAUCCGUAGCUGGUAGCACAAAGAGUGGAGGCAUUUUUGAAAAAGGUAGUAAUGUUAAUGACACAAUUCUGAAAGACCCAUCUCAGGUGAGGGCAAAGGGAUGUGAAAGGAGAUUAAAAGGGGGGAAAGAGAAGGCAACAAAUGCUGCUAAGUAUAGAGGUCGACGUUGCAAUGGACGUGGAAAAAUUGACCAAGCACACAACAAAAGAAAUUGUCCAGUCCUUAACAAUCGGUGA